This is a messenger RNA of Argiope bruennichi, 4511 nucleotides long. RefSeq names its product nuclear hormone receptor E75-like (gene Eip75B). Gene Ontology annotation, biological process: negative regulation of transcription by RNA polymerase II; positive regulation of transcription by RNA polymerase II; cell differentiation. The transcript is spliced from 7 exons. The coding region runs from base 480 to 3254 and encodes 924 amino acids. The record is from RefSeq and is a predicted model, not a curated record. NCBI's taxonomy places the organism in Eukaryota, Metazoa, Arthropoda, Arachnida, Araneae, Araneidae. Gene Ontology annotation, molecular function: zinc ion binding; RNA polymerase II cis-regulatory region sequence-specific DNA binding; nuclear receptor activity.
UCUGGCUGUACCGGUUUUGCGCUGCCACACCUGAGCGAGCUCACGAGAAUAACCUAGCCUACCUAACAACUUUCCCUGUCAGUUGGGACCUUGAAAUCGGAACCGGCGUUUGCAUUAUUGUUUUCUCCGCUUAUGCUCAAUGCCGUGUUUCGUUUGCCGGAACCUCACCGAUAGCCUGCCGCUGGAUAUAAUUUUUACUUUCUCGUCAAUAUUAUUAUGAUUGGGAUACUACAUGGACUUAACAUUUUCACUUUAUCACACGUUGCGGGACGACGUGCCAUGUGGAUGUUAAUAGUUGAGAGAUGUUGAAGAAGAGUGGAAAUAUAUUUUAUUACUUCGAUAUUUAACUUAUAAAAAUAUAUAUUCUAUCUACAAAUAUAUUUAAAACAAAAGUUUUAUAUUAAAGAAAGAAACGUCUUUGCCGUUUUUUACGUUUGUGAUUUUUACUUGCUUUUUGUGGAUUUUAUUACUGCAUCAAAAUGAUUCUAACUGAUAAAGACUUGCAACUUUUGAGUUCCAUCCCAUCAUCAGUGCCUGAUCAAGAAAAACGUGAAAACGACCUUAAAAUAGAAUUUGAUGGAACCACAGUUCUUUGCCGAGUUUGUGGUGAUAAAGCCAGUGGAUUCCAUUAUGGUGUACAUUCUUGUGAAGGCUGCAAGGGAUUCUUUCGACGUAGCAUACAACAGAAGAUACAAUACAGGCCUUGCACAAAAAAUCAGCAAUGUUCCAUUUUGCGGAUUAACAGAAACCGCUGCCAGUAUUGCCGUCUUAAAAAGUGUAUUGCUGUUGGCAUGUCUAGGGACGCUGUCCGAUUUGGUCGCGUCCCGAAGCGGGAGAAGGCUAAAAUCUUAGCCGCCAUGCAAAAGGUAAAUGCCAGCUCCCAGGAAAAGGCUUUGGGUGCUGAACUUGAGGACGAACUUCGUCUCUUGACCACUAUUGUUCGCGCUCACGAAGAAACCUGUGAUUACACAAAAGACAAAGUCAUCGGCCUUGUGGAGAAGGCCAGGAACCAGCCGGUCUACACACAGUGCCCACCGCAAUUAGCUUGUCCAUUAAAUCCAGCCCCACAUAUUAUGGAAAAUGGUGCAUCACAUUACAUGGAAGACUUUUCCGAACGAUUUGCACCUGCAAUCAAAGGAGUUGUUGAAUUCGCCAAACGCAUUCCUGGAUUUGGAUUCUUAUCCCAGGAUGAUCAAGUGACUCUGUUAAAGGCUGGUGUGUUUGAAGUUUUGUUAGUGAGAUUAGCCUGCAUGUUUGACUCUCACGCCAAUUCACUGAUCUGCCUCAAUGGCCAAGUGUUGCGCAGGGAAUCUCUGCAUUCAGCUAGCAAUGCGAGAUUUCUGUUGGACUCCAUGUUUGACUUCGCUGAAAGAUUGAACACGCUUCACCUGUCUGAUAGUGAAGUUGGACUUUUCUGUGCUGUUGUGGUUAUUGCAUCUGAUCGACCUGGAUUGAGGAACACUGAUUUAGUUUGCAAAGUUCAACAGAAAAUGAAGAAUAUUUUGGAGAAAGCCGUGUCUGCAAAUCAUCCAGAAAAUCCAAAUAUUUUUGGAGAUUUGAUGAAGAAAAUUCCUGAUCUUCGUACUUUGAACACUCUUCAUUCUGAGAAACUUUUAGCUUACAAAAUGGAGCCUUGCAAUAGGAGAGCUGCUGGUGCAAUAGACGGCAUUACUGAUACUUCAAUGAACAAUCAAACUGCUUACACUGCAAUCCCUCACGAUAUCUGGAGCACUUAUUCUCUGGUCGCUGCCCAUCCACCGUGCCUUGCUCCAGAAGAAGACCUGAGAAGUACGUCUCCUGGUCAGCAUAGUCAACAUGGGGGUAGCACCACAGGUAGUGAGUGGAGUACAACUGAUUCCAAAGAUGAACACGAUUUAGUUGGCUCUCCCAGAUCCAUCGGCAGUGGACUUUGUGUCGAUGAUGUGAAAAGCCCCAUCAGAACAUCCAGCUUUUCCAGUUCGCGAAGUUAUGCAAAUGAAGAAACAUGGCAGUCCGAAGCAAACCAAACAGUGGUUGACUAUCAUCAUAGUAUGCCAAAAAGGCCUCUCGAAAAUCCAGGAUCCGAACAUGGAAGCAGUUCUGGCGAUGAAGGUUAUUUUAUUGACAGCCCAAUUAAAGGGCAUGUUUAUCCAAAGCUGCGUAGAGUUGACUCUCCAACAGAUUCUGGCAUCGAAAGUGGGAAAGAGCAUGGACCUAGCACAACUCCAACAAUUUCCGUUUGCUCUAGCCCCAGGUCAUCAGUUGAUGAGAAAGUGAAAGACAUGGAUCAUGAUAAUGCAUCAGAAAAGCAUGAUACCAUUGAAGACAUGCCCGUUUUAAAACGUGCUCUGCAGGCACCACCCAUCAUCAAUCCACAUAUGCUUAUGGAUGAGGCUUAUCGCCAUCAUAAGAAAUUCCGGGCUGCUCGCCGAGAGGCUGAGAGUCCUGCCAGUCCUAGCCAGGUGUCUUUGGCUAGUACUCACAGUACACUUGUCAGAACAUUAGAACAGGCACCGAGGUACCUGAGUGAACAACAAUUGAAAAGGACUGAUUUAAUUCAUAAUAUUAUCAUGCAGAAGGAAACCCUUCCAGGCCAGCAACAACCCUCUCAACCACAACACCAGCAAACCCAUCAACAAACUCUGUCACAAUCACACCAUGCUGAUACACAGUCUUAUUCUUGUCCCAGCAUGCAGAAUAAUCAUUACCCUUUCAGCAGUGUUCCUAAUCCUUCUGGUUCUUCGCCUGCUUCAACUUUUGCAUCAUCCAAUGGGCAAACGCACAAAAAUUUACUUGUCUGUCCAAAUGGUUACUACAUGCCACAAGGUGGCAAUGUUCAGCAGACAUCUAUUUAUUCUCCUGCAACAUCAGUAUCCUGGCAAUUCACACAGCAGUCCUCUUCAGCAGCCACUGUGACAUCCGCCAGCCCCGUACAAGUACACGCCCAGUACGAACAUUCUUCGCACAUGCCACAGAACUCCCCUGGCUCUCAUCAAAAUAGCACUUCAAAUUACUGUUCCUCGCCAGUGGCAAACACAUCGAGAGCAGGUUCUCCUAGGCUGCUGUACAAUCCACGAUCAUCUCCUCCAGCCACCACAUCUCCUCUAGUCAUGAAUGGAAACGGACUUUGUUCAUCCACCAUCCAAACGGUGUGCCAAGCCGAUAUGAGGCCUGGGCAGACCGAAGCCUCUUACAAACCUUCCGGUGAAUCCCAACCUUUGAACUUAUCCAAAAAACUGUUCUCUCCUCCACCCAUGUUGAAGAUUGAAUCGUGAUCAUUUUCUCUGCAAUUUGGACAUAUAUCAGAUCUUCAUUGAGGUUGGAAUUUGUGGACAUUGCAUCCUCACAAAGUCUACAGAAGCCACCUCUCCCCCCCCCACCUUGUGAUCAUGCACCUGUCGUGUCUUAACUGGAGACUGUAAGCAGCAUCAUUUGGUGCAGUUGCCAUGUUAAAAAAAAAAUGUGCCAUUCCAGAUUUAGAGAUCACAUGCAGGCUGUGUGUUUAGAUGUGAGAGAGAUGGGAAAAAGACAAGAACAAUAUUUGUUGAACUCUCAUUUGUAAAUAUUGUUUGUAUCAAAAAAAGCAUGAUUGUAUUCAUUUUGUACAAAAGAACGACCAUUGCGUGUCUUCAAAAAAUUAUGUUUGUAAAUUAUAAAAAAAGAUUGAUGGUAUAUUAUGAUGGACUGAUUGAUAGUGUUUUAUUAGAAAAGCAUUAAGUUAAAUAUUAUUUGAGAAGUUUUUUUUUUAAAGAGACAAGUAUCAAAUGUUUUUUUUUUAAGGAAAAAAAAAAAAAGUAAAAUAGGAGGAUGUACAAAGGGUUUAUUCUUUAAUUCUGGUCUGGAGAUUCAAAGGGCUAGGAAAGGGGCCAUAUUUUAGAAAGUUUUGGGUAGUGAAUAAUUGUGGUUCUUUAUUGUAAAUAUUUUCGCAUAGCACAUAUUUCAGUAAUUUAAUGUUUCCUUUUUCCAAACGAAUGGCAUCUGUGCAGUGGUGUUAAAAAAAUUUUUGCUCCAUAGUAUUAUUGUUAUAAUAAGUGGUAGGCAUAUCCAUUGAUUUAGGAGCAAAACAAAAUCAAGAACCAGAAAGGUGACAAACCAGAAAAAAAGUGUUUUAAUUUAUAAUGAAAAUAAUAUCAACAGUUCCCAAGCAUUGAAGAAUCAUAAUAAUUUAAUUAUUUAUUUAUUUAAAUUCACUUCAGCGAUAUAUUUAUUGCAUAAUCAAAGUAUAUGUUCUGUCUAAAUGAAUGAGAUUUUGAUAAGUAGAGAUAGUGUUAAUUUAUUUUAACUGUUUGAAUCUACCUGAGUUUGUCUAAUUUCUGGUUUUUGAUUUAUUCUGUUCGUGAAUCCUUAUGUUGUGCUUUUCUAAGGUCUUUAGCCAAAAUGAUGAAUACUGUUUAUUAACAGUUGUGUAGUACAAUCAAACUUUUUAAUUUAAGAAUCAUUUAAUUAUGCUGAUCUCUAAGAUCGUACAUUGGUGUGGCUCUGUGCCUGUUAUGUGAUCAUGUCAUUUCAUUAAAAAACUUCUGAAUGAAAAA